Aspergillus terreus NIH2624 is the source of this 555-nucleotide messenger RNA. RefSeq lists its product as uncharacterized. The record is from RefSeq and is a predicted model, not a curated record. Bases 1 to 555 code for a protein of 184 amino acids. NCBI's taxonomy places the organism in Eukaryota, Fungi, Ascomycota, Eurotiomycetes, Eurotiales, Aspergillaceae. The transcript has 2 exons.
AUGGAUCUAAUGUCCGCAACGCAGAGAUACACCAAUACUCUGAAAUCCCUCUCCGCCAGCAACGAGAUGCUCGACACAAAGAUCAAGGAGCUGUGCUCCAACACCCUCCGUCUCAGGCUCGAUCUCAUGAAGUUCCAACACCACAUGAACGGGUUCAAUCGCGAAUUCCUCGUGACAUGGCAAGCGGACACGCUUACCCGGCUCAUCGAAGUGAUUUACGAAGGGCAUGGCUGGAGGUUGCCGGGCGGCGUUACCUCUCGGGACCAUGGAGUCGUCAACCGGGAAAGAAUGUCCAUGAUGUACGGAAUCGCGGCGAGAAAACUGAAGAAGGAGACGUUAAGGGCACUCGGACUGUACGAGCGAUACUAUGAGGCGCUGCAGAAAUAUGAUGAGAUCACACCAUUUCGAAGCGCAAAUCCGUUUCAAUCGGAAUGUAGCUUUGCUCGAUGGCUGGUAUCGAAGAAGGACACUCAGGCCGAGGUGUAUCGUUUCUGGGGGGGAUUGUUUCCGUUGUGCUAUGGUCGGACGGUGGAGGAGGCGUCUGAGAUAUUCUAG